Podarcis lilfordi (Lilford's wall lizard) is the source of this 7900-nucleotide messenger RNA. Lineage: Eukaryota; Metazoa; Chordata; Lepidosauria; Squamata; Lacertidae. The record is from the annotation of a GenBank genome assembly.
GGAAGUUCAAGCUGCAUGCGCUACAGGUUUUCUUCCCCCCCAUCCCCGCUCACCUCUCUGGAAAAACGUUCCCCCUUCGGUGGCGGUUGCCCGCUAUAAGGGAAAGCUUCACCGAGGGCCCAGAGGGAAGAGCGGAAGUGCACCUCACCGCUGGCCGGAAACGGAAGGGAAGGAAGGAAGGAAGGUGGCAUGUCGGGUGGUGGCGCGCUGGAGGAGGCGGUUUGAGGCAUUGAGACGGUACAGGCAGAGGGAAAGAGAGGGGCGCUUUCCGUGGGUUUUUAGGGGCGGCACCAUCGGGCUCUUUAAUCUCCUCAUACAAGGGACCCCACAGGGCCAUCUAGUCCAACCCGCUGCAAUGCAGGAAUCUCGGCUAGGCCACAGGUGGCCGACCCGGCCUCUGCUUAGAAACCUCCAAGGCAGGUUUUGUGCGAGAAGCACAAAAGGGGGUGGCAGUGGGGUGUCCCCUACUUGCAUCCACCCACAUACAUGCUCUUCCCACGCCUCCCCCCCCAUCUACUUGGCUCCUCUUCGUAAUAUUAUCCAGCUCCAAGGGAGAGGGAGGCCUUUGUGAGUCCCGCUUCAGCUUUGGGCUCGGUGUUUUCGGGGUGUGGGGGUGGAAGAGAGGUAAAUAGGGCGACUUAGUGAAAUUUUACAAGGUAUCCACACACACACGUGUACAUACUCUUCUCGCCGAGCCUAGUCGGUGUAGCCAAAUCCUGCCCUUGUAGCCCCCUAAAGCAUCAUUAUUAUUUAUUGAAUUUAUAUACAGUGGUACCUCAGGCUACAUACGCUUCAGAUUACAGACUCCGCUAAGCCAGAAAUAGUGCUUCAGGUUAAGAACUUUGCUUCAGGAUGAGAACAGAAAUCGUGCUCCGGCAGAGCUGCAGCAGCACGAGGCCCCAUUAGCUAAAGUGGUGCUUUAGGUUAAGAACAGUUUCAGGUUAAGUACGGACCUCUGGAAUGAAUUAAGUACUUAACCCGAGGUACCACUGUACCGCCCUAUACCCAGACAUCUCAGGGCAGUUCACAGCAAAGAUCAACAUAAAAACCACAAUAUAUAUAAUUAAAAUAAAAACAACAACCCAAUAACACCCGAAAGCAGUGCCCCAGCCCAGUUUUCUUUUACCCCCUUGCUGGUAUUUUAUUUUAUGCAGAGGGAGCUAGGCCAGGAAGGAUUUGGUAUCUGAGCUAAAAACUCGUGUGGGCGCACAUGCUGCCAAUAAAAAUAAAGUUAUGUACAAGCUUUUGAGGAGCAGCUUCAGCCAGUUAAUGCAUGUUUGUUUUGUUAACUUUCCAUCCUGCCUUUCCACCAAAUGGUGCUCAAUUUGGCUACCAGAAGUAAUGUAAAUUAGUAGGAUACAAUUUGUGGUGCUUUUGCCAACCCUGUAAACGAGGAUAGUGUUGAGUAGAAAUAGCUAGCGUUGUCCACUAAUUCUUUUUAAAAUUAAAUGUUGUAGUCUGAUAAGUCAGCUAUGAUCUUAAAUUUUAAAUAUGCUGUAUUUUGUUGUACAGAGCCCUCAUCAUUUAGUGGCGAUAGUGUUGGGACUUGGACUGAGGAGACCUGUCUUCCAAAACCUGCUCAGCCACAAAUCUGGCUGGGUAGGCUUGGGCCAGUCACUAUAUCUCAGGUACACCUGUCUCACAUUGUGAUUGCAAGGAUAAAAUCAGAUAACUCAAUGUAAGCUGCUUUCAGGGGUUUUGUUUUUAUAGAAAGUACGCUAAAUAAAUUCUUGGUUUUGUUUUUUCCAGGUCAUCUUGACUGAAAUUAAAAGAUGGAUAUCCGACCAAACCACACACUGUAUAUCAAUAAUGUUAAUGACAAAAUUAAAAAGGAAGGUAUGAAAAUAAAUUAUUCCUUAUUCUGAAUGCUUAGUCAAGAAACAGAAAGUUUUUGUAGGAAGUAUGCUGCUUCAUGCCAUCUCUUCACCACCAUGAGAGAGGAUUGGUCUUUGGUAAAUUUUUGUAACUCAGCUUUUCUGAAGAAUAUUGAUAAUACACAGAGAGGGGGGAAGAGCAUUCAAAUAUAAAUGAUUUGUUAGUCAUUUUCUCCAGAGUGGUAAAUUGUUAUCGAUGUCUUGAAAUACCUAAUGAUGGCACAGAAAUUUCCCAUGAAGGGAAUUGGCUGGGAGCAGUUAACAUUUCAGCAAACAAUGGGUAAGAGGUGAUGAUUGAAAGUAUCAUAUGUCUGGCAUGUUGCAUUGUCAGACUUUUCUGAUUUUAGAGUGAGAAACUUGGCUGGCUUCACUGCCCAAGUCAUGUGCUGUAUCUUGGAGUGAUUGCCGUAACCUUGAAGAUGCUGUGGUGUCUUAGAAGCAGAUACAAGUAUAAGUCUCCUUUUCUUCCUUCCCUUAACAGAACUGAAAAGAUCUCUGUAUGCACUGUUUUCUCAGUUUGGCCACGUAGUGGACAUUGUGGCACUAAAGACGAUGAAGAUGAGAGGACAGGCCUUUGUUAUAUUUAAAGAACUUGGCUCCUCCACCAAUGCCCUGAGACAAUUGCAAGGUUUUCCAUUUUAUGGUAAACCAAUGGUGAGCUUUAUAUUUUACUGCAAAACAUAAGACAACAAUGUGGCUGGCGAUCUUGUGGUUUCUCUGCCUAGAGCAAUAGGUAGUAUAUUUAAAGCUUUUGGUCUGUUCACUAGGCUCUUCAAACACUAAAGGGAGGAAUUCAGCACUCCACUAUGCUGAUCAUUCUCUCAGGGCAAGUGAUUUGGCUUGUCAGAUGGGAUGUUCCUCUCUCUUUCGCCUCUCUGCACUGUUCCUGAGCCUAUUUAAGGGGGCGGAGAGAGGGGAAGCUGCAUUGCACAAGUGUACGUCCUUCUUCAGGGCUUCUGCUGGCAGGCCUCUCGUACCUACGGGACCCUCGUACCUGCGGGACCGCCUCUCCUGGUAUGCCCCACGGAGGACCUUACGGCCCGCAAAUAAUAUUUUGGAGGUCCUGAGCCUCAAUGAGAUUACACUGGCCUCGACCAGGGCCAAGGCCUUUUUGGCCGUGGCCCCAGCCUGGUGGAACACCUUGUCACAAGAGACCAGGGCCCUGCGGGAUUUGACAUCUUUCCGCAGGGCCUGCAAGACGGAGAUGUUCCGCCAGGCCUUUGGUUGGGGUUCAGUCUGACUCCCCCUCCCCUUUCAUAAGAACUUGCAUGAAAGUGGCCUCCCAAUUUUUCUCACAAGCCCAUAUAAGUUCAGCACAAACAGUGAGCAUUUAAGGUCCCCAAUCCUAAUUUGCGGGUUGCCAUCUGAUUGGAUAUUAUUCUGAUCCUGAUCUGAUUUUAGGGUGUAUUUUAAUUGAUUUUUUGAUUUUAUGUUAAUGUGUUAUACAUCUGGUGUUAGCCGCUCUGAGCCCCGUUUUGGCCGGGGAGGGCGGGGUAUAAAUAACAAGCUAUGAUGAUGAUGAAAUUCUAUCCUGUCAGUUCAUAACAAGGCCCUUCAUUGGAAACUCGCCAUACCAACUAUAGGCAAACCUGUUGUCUUUCCAGUGCAGAUCAGAUCAAUGCUACAAUUCUAAAAGCACUUACUAGGGAGUAAAAUCAGUAAGACUUCUAAGUAAGCAUGUUCAGGUUUCUUCUGUAAAUAAGUUUCAGUUCCUCGUUAUAAGACUGCUAAUUUAAUGUAACUGUCAAAAGCUCUCUUUUGAUUAAAAUAUAGCCAGUGAAGUGUGUUAGGAACACCUUGAUCAACUCAUUCAAAAUAUAUUUAUGGAUAGCUUCUAAUCAACUUUGGAAAAUGUCCAAGAAUUGAACAGAAGUAAAUGUCUUAAGGGGACUGUUCUAAAAACAUGGCUAAAGACCUGAAUCUUCUGUAAGAAAAUCCUAUUUUUUAGUGUGUAUUUUUAAAAUCUUUAUGCAUUCCACGUUGAUACAAAUUCAUUGUGAAAACCAAGUAUUUUGUGGCUGUUCUUCCCUACCCUGGACAAUAUAUAAUGUUUUCUUUGGAGAUGCACCUUGUUUCUGGCUAGGGUGGCAUGUAAUGGCAUGGUGGUGCCAUGUCUGGCAGUGUGCCCAACAGGCUUGCAGCACUGUAUGUAACUCAUGCUCUGGGUUGGACUCCAGGUGCCAAUACAUGACACUGCCUUAGCUUUUCAAACAGUUCAUUAGCUGGAUACUCUGUGACGUUCAACCCACUCCCCUUUAUUCCUUGUCUGUUCCAAAAUAUCAGGCUCAAAUUCACAGCUUUGAUGCUUAAUGCAGCAUUCUAAUUUCAACAGCGCAUCCAGUAUGCAAAAACAGAUUCCGAUGUGAUUUCUAAAAUGCGUGGUACGUUUGCUGAUAAAGAGAAGAGGAAAGAGAAGAAGAAGAUCAAGUCCUUGGAACAGUCUGCUAAUGCUGCAAAGAAGCCAAAUCAGGUAAGUGAGUUUGUCCAGAUCUCAUUGCCCUUGGUCAAAGAAUAAGCCUCUUUCUUUAACAUUUGCCUAUAACAUUAACAAAUGGUAGGGUACAUGUGUUGGGAGACAUGUAGAACAGAACUAUGCGUUAUGUAAGCUGAGUUAAGCCUCGGUUUCAAAACAAUACACGUAAAAACCAACAGUUGCUUAACCUGAGAGUAAGAUCAGCUGGACUUGCUUCUGAGGAAGCAGAAAUAUGAUUGUGAAAUUGAGCCUGACAGUUGUUGGUUUUUUAACUAGCUUUAUGCGGUUAGCAGUUAACAAAAAAUGUACUUUUCCCUAGCAAAAUGACUGAUCCCCUUUGAGCUAAGAAUAUUUUACCUACCAGGUGAUAUUGCUGCCACAUGUAGAAUAAAAAAAUCUCCCAGAUUUGUUCUGCUUGGGUAUCAUGGGCGCUGUUAUUGUGAGAAGAAAAUUAUUUGAGGAAUCCAGGACUUUUGUUUACUUUGCAGAGCUGUUUGGAUUUGUUUGUCUUUGAGCAUUUUAUAUUUCCUUCCAGCUAUCCUGUCCAUCUUUUUUUUUGCAAAAAAAACAAGACUGUGGAGUUGUUGGGAGGGAAUAGGAGGGCAAAGUCACUUGUAUAUGCUGGUGAAUAAGGAGGCAGCUGUGUGUGUGUGUGUGUGUGUGUGUGUGUGUGUGUGUUUGCUACUAGCAACUGUUGGCAAAACCACAAGUGGCAAGGCUCCCUCGUCCAGUAAAGCAAGAUGUGCGCUGCAAUCCCAGAGUCAUCCGUGACUGGACUUAACAGUCAGGGGUCCCUUUACCUUUAACUCUUAAAAACAUAAGCCCAUGUAAGUAUUUUUUUCUAUUUAAAAAAUGAGCCUCUAGCAACUCUGUAGGGUAAAUUAUAAUAUACGUGGGUUUUUAAUACUGACUUCAGGUCUUGAAGCAUAAUUUAAAAACAAAAAAUCUGUUUAUUUCUCAAUAGGGAGCAAACCAGAAUUCAGCAAAUUCCCAAGCAAACUCGCAGAAUCAACAGGUAAUCCUUAACAUCCUUUGCAUUGGAAGUACACCAAUUUCAGAUCACCACGUUGGUCUUUUUAGAGCUACAUAUUUUGUAUACAGAUACAUGCAUUUUGGAAGCAACAUGCUUUAUUCAUAUAUGACCAGCUUCUGUAAAUGAUUAAUUAGCAGACUGUAAGUGUUAUCCGCUAGUAUUUGCUUAGAGGGACUGUACCUCCAUUUAUUGUUGUAGAAAAAGCAAACAGUGUCCAAAAUCUGUAAUUUAAUCCUAUCAUUCUAAUUGUGCCAAGUCCUUAUUAGGAUAACAGAGAUGAUAGCACACCACAAACUGAAUACUUGGUAUGUGAGGGUUUUGUUUUUAAUGGUACUACUGGGCUGACAGCUGUUGAAUGCCUGAAGUGCCAACUACCUGGACCUUUUGCAGGAGAGAUGUUGUGGAGUAUACUAUCUAGCCGUAUUCUUAACUGAAAAUGCUCAGAAUAGCUGCCUGAUUGUAUUAGACUCCUUAGCUAACCUUAAAACCUGUGAAGUGCAGAAACAAACAAACAACUUGAAGCUGUUUAUGUCCACCCCAAUUCUCUUCUUAUGUCAAAUGAAGAAUUGGCAGCUUCUUGGGUUAACGUCAAUGAGUUAUGCCAAAAUAGCUACUGUUAACAUUUAUAAAUAUUAAAGCAAAUGUGGUUUUGGCGUACCAUAGCACAUUAUUUGCUGCUUCCUUUACAGGUGCCUGAUAAUCCACCGAACUAUAUACUUUUCCUCAACAACUUGCCAGAAGAGACCAAUGAAAUGAUGUUGUCAAUGCUGUUCAAUCAGUAAGUUCAUCUAGAUACAUAGAUAUAUAUAGUUCUACAAUCCUUUACACCUGCAUUUGAGACUCAGCAAAAUUAGUGGGAAUUUUUGUAGUAAACUGCACAGGAUUGGGCUCUUAAGAGUUUCAUCUUCUGUAGAAACUUUCAAGAACCCAGUGGUGAGAUACGUGGUCUUCUAACCUUCUGUCAUUUGCAAUAGAUUCCACCAUUUGAACUCAAAGAAUGAUGUCUGUUUCUAUGCAACUAUGUUUUGCAGUUUGGAUGGGCUGAGAUAAUGGAGCCUUCAGUGCAGGCUGUGGAGGGCUAUAGAGAUCCAAGACUCUUUAGAAACACACCUCCUUCUUUCAAGCUGCCAUUUAUAUGCACUCAUAGAACAAAAAUUCAUUGUUAUUGUCAGAUGUGACUUAAGAAUUUGCCUCUUUGGUUAUGUUCAAGCUGAAUGAAUUCAGUUUUUUGGCCUCUGGUGGCAAAGACAUUUCAAAUAACAAAGAAGUGGCUGUUCAUGCAACUUUCUCCUUCCUAAACAUUUCAUGCUGCCUCUUGGAUUAGCUGCUGAUUUAAAUUUACAUUUAUGAGUAAGAAAGGCAGAACAGUCAAUGGAUUUCUAAAAAUAAAACUGGGAUGCUGGUAAUGAGCCAUGUUUGAGGGACAAGGAAAGACAAUAUCAAACAUGGAUUUUAACCUGUCUCGGAUUUAGUGCAGGAUGUCUGUGUUUAUAGUCUGACUCGACAUAAGUUUUAGAAACAGUAGCCAUGCAAACUGUGAAAUACGUUGCAUUUAAGGUAUAGAAAUAUUUGGCAAAACAUAAAUACCCAUACAUUGUAUACUUGGGUAAGUGUACAUCAUGUGACUUCUAAGUUAGUCAUUCUAGUAAAUUAUGCUUUGUCAAAGCUGGAUAGAGAUUGUGUUGAAUUAGCUCUGUAGGAGAAGGUUUGGAAACAGAAGAACAAAUCCAUUCUGGGAAUUGUAUUUGUUGAAUGGAAAUUAACUGAAAAAUAGUUUGGCACAAAGUGGCCUUCAUAAAAUGAAAAACAUUGUCUGAAGUCUGUAAUGCCUGCAUUUCAGCUGCUCUGUUUUUCCAUUGUGUUACAAGUAUGUUCCUGGCAUCUUUGGUAUGUUUUACUUGGCAAAUUCAGCCUAUGGCUUUCAGCUUUAUUUUCAACGGUGAAUUUCAAUUUUAUAAACUUUUGUUGGUUGAAGAAUAAGAACAGCCUGUAACCUGCAAAAUCAAAGCAUGUCAUCUUGUUUAAAUUUUUAUCUCUUAAGGUUCCCUGGUUUCAAAGAAGUGCGCCUGGUGCCCGGGAGACACGACAUCGCAUUUGUGGAGUUUGAAAAUGAUGGGCAGGCUGGAGCUGCUCGCGAUGCCCUCCAAGGAUUUAAAAUUACCCCUUCGCAUGCAAUGAAAAUCACUUAUGCCAAGAAGUGAUGGAAGGAAACUAGGAUCCCUGAAGGACUUGCUCAGUUUGGUUUUUCUUUCCCCCUACAUGCUGUAGGGUAAUUUGGAUUGACUGAAGUGUGGUUCCUUGAAUUUAAGGAAAACAUCUGGUAUGGCAUUGUUGGGAGUUAGUCAGUACAAGUAUGUAAGGAUUCUAAACACAUUCAAGGAAUGCCAGCUGAAAAGCUGGAAGCUGUAAAAUUUGGUUGUUGUACAUAAGUCCGUUUUGUAUACUGUGACUAGAGGGGCUCCUUCACAGUAAAGUUACCUGUUCAGAAAUAAAGGUGCAUUUUCUCUCUUGAAACAGUAA